Molecule: messenger RNA, 1866 nt
Organism: Ophidiomyces ophidiicola
Lineage: Eukaryota; Fungi; Ascomycota; Eurotiomycetes; Onygenales; Onygenaceae
Exons: 1
Coding region: 1-1866 (621 amino acids)
Biological process (GO): peptidoglycan biosynthetic process
Molecular function (GO): ATP binding; metal ion binding; D-alanine-D-alanine ligase activity
Source: RefSeq, a predicted model, not a curated record
AUGAGAAUCUGUCUAUUACACUCUUCGUACAAAGGGUCUGACCACAAGCUCCAGGAGGUCGACACCCAUUACCCUGAUCCCGCCGUGUUUACCAAGCAGCACACCUUCGAGCAUAGGUUUAUAACGAAGAACAAUGCAAACGCUGAGAUAGAUGCCGUCAUUGCAGAGAACUUUGAUUUUUACUUCAAUUUCAUGUGGGGUACUCACGAAGACAAUGUGGCUGGUAUCGAUGCUAGUCGGUACUUUGAAUCACUAAAUCUGCCAUCGGUGGGAAUAAGAAGCUACGAACGCGAGCGUUCCAAGAACGAUUUUUUUGCUGAAGCUAGGCGGCUAGGAUACCCCCGUGUUCCUGGUACCGAAAGGUUUCCGAUGUUUGUCAAACCCGCAUUUGGUUGCUCGAGUCAGUUUAUCGGAGCGCAUUCAGUGUGCCACAAUGCAGAAGAACUUGAACGGACCGUGGACCUGAUGAACAAUAAGAUGCGUGACGUCCGUUUACGCCGAGCCGUUGGGUUGGGCCAGGACCCUGAACUCUAUGCGGACACUCUCGAGAAAGCUGGACGGUACGCUGAUGACAUUGUGGUCCAAGAAUACAUCGAAGGCCAUGACUAUACAGUCACCGUGGUUGCCUUUGGCGAGACUCCGGUCCCACUCAUCCCAGCACGUAUCUCUCAUAUCCAAAUCCCAGGAGAUAAGCAAUAUCUUACUUUCGAAGCAAAAUUCGACCCCGGGACCCAUUACAAGCCACUUGAACAGAAAGAAAACACUGUUCUUUUUCAACAUUUACAGCAAGUUGCCGUAGAAGCAUUCAAAGCGAACCAAAUGCAUACAAACCUGAUGGGCUGUGAUGUCGACAUCCGGGUUCGACCUGACGGACAAGCCUUUGUUAUUGAGGUAAACCCCAUGCCUAUCGCUUUCACACCCCCAGGCGCACCAUUCGAGGAUGCGGACAUAGACGACGAAAUCCCUGGUGGAUGUGCCGCGGCCGUCAACAUUUUUGUCGCGAAUUACUUCUUGAAAAACCCAGACAGACGGGCACAAGUGUCCAAAGUCGCAGGAUCGUACGAUGCAAUGUCCCCAGUCUACGAUGAAGACCACGGUCGAUCAGACCUCUAUCCAAUUAUAAAACAAAUCGUUCAGCUUCUCAAACUUGAAGGAACUGUCCUUGACUUGGGCUGUGGAACUGGUGCCUUCGGAAGACUUCUCUCCGAGAAAUGGACUUCUCAAGGAAGCGACCAAUUCAACAGACUUUAUGGGGUGGACAUUUCAGCGGGGAUGCUUGAAAAAUGCCACAAAGGCGGCUGGUAUCGAGCACUCUAUCUUGAACCAAUCCAGAGCGCUAUCACCAAAAUUGUCGGAGGCGUGGACCAUAUCGUAGCCAUGUCAAUGCUGCAUCAUUUAACACCAGAGGACGUGACUUUUGUUCUUGUCCGCUGUUUUCAGCUUGCUAAAAAAACCAUUACUUUUACGAUUGAUGAGAUUCCAGAUGAAUAUAACGAGGCACUACUGAAGCGUGGUCUACCCCAUAUGCACUCCAACGACCAUAUCAAGAACGUGAAGUUACUAGGAGAACCCAUGGGAUGGCGAAUUAGCUAUCUUCGAAGACAACUAGGAUGGAAAUCCCCGGCGACCGGUGUUCGAGUCUUUAUCACCAUCUUUCAUUUUGAGAGAUUCGAGAUGGAUGAGCCCUUGGUAACAGUAGGGGAACUCGUUCGAUACGGUGACAUUGGGACAGUAGCAAAUGGGCAUUUGAAGGGGACAGAAGAAAAUGGGGUCCGGGUCAAUGGAGCAGGGCCUGUCGAAGCUGGAAAGGUUGUGAGCGUGCAGUUGAAUGGAAAUGGCAUAGGGCUGGAGAAUGGCGACGCUUAA